Molecule: messenger RNA, 710 nt
Organism: Drosophila serrata
Lineage: Eukaryota; Metazoa; Arthropoda; Insecta; Diptera; Drosophilidae
Product: vesicle transport protein SFT2B
Biological process (GO): vesicle-mediated transport
Cellular component (GO): membrane
Source: RefSeq, a predicted model, not a curated record
CACUGGGCCCGAUCUUGAAUUUUAACUAUAGUGUUUUGUGAAAAAUAAUCUAGUCCAGAGUCUACAGAAGACUUGUUUGUUUUGUUUAUUGAACCCGCCUUGAGGACUUUAUUGAUCACAUCUAAAUCUGCAACAUACACAACAACAUGGACAAAUUACGCCGCGUUCUGAGUGGAGAUGAGCCCACGCCGGAGGAGGAGAGCAGCAUCAUCACCCAGAUUAACGAAAUGUCCACAUUGAGCUGGUCCACACGCAUCAAGGCAUUCUGCAUCUGCUUUGUCUUGGGUAUUUUCCUUUCCCUUUUGGGAUCCAUUGCCCUAUUUCUGCACCGCGGAAUUGUGGUUUUUGCGGUCUUCUACACACUGGGUAACAUAAUCUCCAUGGCCAGUACAUGCUUCCUGAUGGGUCCAUUUAAGCAGAUAAAGAAAAUGUUUGCCGAUACUCGUCUGAUAGCCACCUGCAUAGUGAUCGCGGCAAUUAUCAUGACGUUUAUUUCAGCCAUUGUGUUGAAAAAAGCUGGACUUACGCUUAUAUUCAUUAUCAUCCAAUCCCUGGCCAUGACCUGGUAUUCGCUAUCGUACAUCCCCUAUGCCCGGGAUGCGGUCAAGAAGACCGUGUCGGCCUGCUUUGAGGUGUAGAAUCGAUGGCACUGUACAUAGAUCGGUUUGUAACUUAAGCUAAGACAAUUAAAUCAUCUGUAUUAAUCUAGA